AGGGAGGGGGGGUUUGGAAACGAGCAGAGCGUAAAUGCCGUGCAGCGGGUCUCAGCAUCAGACGGCAUAUGGCAGCCCUGCAGAGCUCUCGGAAAGGACUCUGUCAGUGAGAACUGGCUAAAAAGCAAGUCGAAGAGAAAAGAAAGCCAGAAACAGUGAGUGAACAUGAUGCACCGCUGAAUUGAGAUCUCUUUAUGGUGAUUACCAGCCGCGGCCAAUCCGCUGCCGAUGGAGCAAUAUGUCAUUUGGAUGUUUUUCUUUGUGAGCGCUGAAUGCAGCUGCUGCUGUGACUGAGCAUUCCCGGAUCAGGGAUGCAGCAAUCCUUGCCCCCAAGCGCAAGACCCUUAGGAACGUCUGCAAGAGGAACGGAGCGACCAGAGCAGGGGGCUGGGCUGCAACAAGAGGGACCGUGUUGCCAACUGGGCUUUCUUAUGGGGUUAUCUGUCCAUUGUUGGAGCUCAUUAAUUUUGGUUGGAUGUACCUAUGUUUGAUGCUGUGCUCCAUUCUGGUAUGUUAGCCCGACGAGGUGACUCUAAGCUCAGAGGGACCAGCAGUCCUUGGAUUACCGUGACCGGAACGCUGCCCGAUCGGGGCUGAAGUACCCUCAGCAGCGUUUUCUAGAAGAACGGAGCAACCUGUGCAAGGGGGGCAGGGCUGCAAGAAGAGGGACCGAGCCAUCAACGGGGUUUCUUAUAAAUUGUAUCCACUGGAUCAAGGCUUGGUUUAAUCUCGUUUCAAUGGUGCAUUCCGCUCUGGUAUGUUUGACCGGCGAGGUGCAUCUAAGCUUGCAAGGACCUGGAGUACUUGGAUAACCUUGACCAGAACGCUACUUGGACUGGUUGGGGAAGUGGUCAAAAAGGCUGCUUUCUAAUGGUGGGAGGGAUUCCUCAUCAACAACUCAAUAGAGGAAUGGAAAAAUAUGGCAUGAAGAUCUUUCGAAGGACGAGCUGGCGUCACGCAAGGCUUCUGGUGGCAUUUUGGUGGACUGUUGAUCAAUGAGUUGGACGGCUUGGCUUGAGGAUCCAUGACUCUGUUGUAGCAAACUCACUGACAUUAGUAUUCUUACUCUCCAGCUGUUCUUAGGGCUUUACUAAGGGGUUUUACUUCCAAUUUCAAGGACAAGUUUGUUUUAUUGAGCCUUGCGGAAUGUUCGUUUCAUAGGGGCAGAGCAGGGGCAAAGCAGGGCGCACUUUCCUGCAACUUCCUACUAGCUUCUCGUAGAUCUCAAAAUUUUGCUGUAAGCCAAAGGCUGUCCUUGAACUUUUAUGAUCUUCCUGUCUGGGCAACGUGCUGACAUCCCUCAAUUGUUUGAAUCAGAUACAGAAAAGCUGAGAAGACAUUGUUUUGUUUGUUUGCCCUCUUCUUGAGGAGCGACGCCAAAUUGUCCCAAUUAAUUGACUUGACACUCUUCUUUAAAGGACUACCUGCCAAGGUCUACCUCCAUACUCCAUCAGCCUUGGCCCUCAUCUCCAUUGCAGUGAGGGCUCGUGGAGAAAUCUCCAUUACUAGUUUAGUCUGUAUAUCUGGGGCCCUUCGUCUAGCGGAGGCCCGUUGCUCAAGCCUGGACACUGCCUUGCUGUUGCUGCUGCUGCCCUCAGCUCUGCUGGCCAAAGAUGAUGUGGCAGUGCCACAUCUCGGCCUCCGAGUGCCGCUGCUACAGGCUAAAUGGUUUUUCGCUGCUCAAACGCCAUCCUUUGUCGGCAGAUGCAGCUGGGAGCCGGGUGCUGGAGCAGUCAGUGGGGGAGUGGCUGGAACACUUGGGCUUUCCUCAGUACGAGAGCAAACUGGUGCUCAAUGGCUUCGAUGACCUGCGCUAUAUGGGGAGUAACGUGAUGGAAGAUCAGGACCUUCAGGGAAUUGGCAUCACCGACCCAGGCCACAGAAAGAAAAUCCUUCAUGCAGCAAAAACCCUCCCAAAGGUGAAAGCUCUGGGGUGUGACGGCAGCACCUCUCUGUCCUCAUGGCUGGAAACUCUGGGUCUUGGAGAGUAUCUGCACAACUUCCUGUCUAGCGGAUAUCGCACCCUGGACUGCGUUAAGAACCUGUGGGAGCUUGAAAUUGUUAAUGUGUUGAAAAUUGGCCUUCUUGGUCACAGAAAAAGAAUCAUAGCCUCGAUAUCAGAGCGACCGUAUGAGGAAGCGCCUUCGAAAUCCAACCGCUUUUCUCAACUCAAGAUUCAGGACCUGUUGUCUCAAAAUACAUCACCGCUCAGUUAUAUGGAUCCGUACACCAGUCGCUCCAUGGAUAUGCUGCUUCCAUUGGGAGAAUUAGGCAGAAAGAGCCGAGCGUUGGAUCAGGAUGGCAGUAUUUCCCUUCGCUCCUUCGGUGAAAGAUCACGCUCACAUGACCGUCGUGCAGAUCGACAUUCGCGUCUACAUAUUCGCCCUUCCAGCCACUCCGCCACAUAUACCACAGUCUCCACCUGGCACCAUCACCCAGACAAACUUAUCACCGAGUCCUGCGUUUAUGAGGCCAGAUAUUUAGGUUCUGUGAUCAUCCGAGACCUACGAGGAAUUGAAUCUACACAGGAGGCCUGCGCUAGAAUAAGAAAAUCAAAGGAUCACAGGAAAGGUCCCGUCAUAAUACUAAAUAUCACCUACAAAGGAGUCAAGUUUGUUGACGCAGCCACCAAGGCGAUGGUUGCAGAGCAUGAGAUCCAGAACAUCUCUUGUGCAGCCCAGGAUCCGGAUGACCUUUGCACAUUUGCAUACAUCACAAAAGAUCUGAAGUCUGGUUAUCACUUCUGCCAUGUCUUCACUACAGUAGAAGUGACACAGACCUAUGAGAUCAUCCUGACACUGGGACAGGCGUUUGAGGUGGCAUAUCAGAUGGCUCUCCAGGCACAGAAGGCCCGUCGUCACAGUUCGUAUGCUGGUCCAGCCUCCGAAAACAUAGAAACCAAGACCAACAGGCCCACCUCGCAGUCCCGCGAUAGCAUGCGCCGCUCCACCAUCGACCCUCUGGAGCCGGAAAUGGACCUGCAGUCCCUGGGCAGCACCAGUUGGCUCUACGAACCGAGGGAGUCCUCCAGGCCUUCGAGUAGCACCAAGUAUGAGACCACCAUAUUUUGAAGCAGGGCACGGCCCUUGUCCAAUCCCGCCUGCUGCCCCAUAUCAACCCCACGCCCCAUAAACUUGAGUGCCCCGUGCCUUCUCACUGUGAUUUGUAGCCUUCCUCAGGGCAAGACUACUUCCCACUCCAGUCCCGACCCCGGCCCUUGCCUGCAUUGCCCUCUCGGAGAGCCGUACACCUCCACCUUCCUUUUUUGUCGUCUUGACCAAUGAGCGCUUUCUGGAAUUCUUGGAUUUGCCGUAUAACCAGCCUCUUCAAACUCUGGUCCGAAAUCGCCUCUUGAAAGCUUCCCUAUUUUAUACAUUAUGCUGAAUGUUUACGGUUCAGUCCCUCGUAUCAGAGGGUUCUCUAUCACAAAACCUCCAAACUUGACACUUGUAGCAUUUGUACAUCUCCUCAUCCGGACGGACAUGUUGGCGGAACAUUAUUAGAAAUUAGUAGCCCAACGAGCUCUCUGACUGCAACAGCAAUACUAGUACUGUUUUUCAAGUUUACGUACAUUCACGGUCAUGAAUGCAACAUAACUAAUCUUCCCAUCAGCGUUCCUCGAACCUUGUAGCACUAGAUCACUUUUUUUCCCUGUAGUUGGACCCACGUUCCCCCCCACCCCCUGCAGUUCUUCAGUUUUUCAAAAGAGUUGGGUCUGUAAUCUCGAUUCACAUCCAGUGCUUCCUUUUGUCUUACCAGGCAUCUGCAGCUCUGAGGCCCUCGGAAGAAAGACUAUGCCUGUUUAGAGAGCGUUUAGAGGUUUGGAUUUGAAAUGCAAUACAGUUUAACUGGGAAGAGUAGAAUACAGCCCCAAGAAAGUGGAAUAACCAAGACAACAUUCCUGUUCUGUUUUCUUGUUGGAAUUUAAUUGACUUUUUUUUAUCCAAUAAGGGAAACCAUUUUGUUUCGUAAAGUUCUAUAUUUGUAACUUUACAUUGUUAACAUCACAUAAUACGUGUGUGUAUAUCCUCUAUGUUCAUUUUGUGAUUGAUGAUUUGUUGUGUAAAAUUAGUUCCCUCUGAGACUCCCACUACAAAGUCAUUUGCAGAAAAAUGAGACAGAAUAUUUUCGUAGACAUAAUAAUAGUAAAUGUAACUAUUUUGAAUUGCAAAAUAAUUCCCACGGUGACAAUUAUCUUUAGAGAGAAGAUAAUGAAGGCAAGAAAAGAAAAAACACAGACUAAAGAGAAAAAAAUAAAAGCUCCAAACUGCCUUAUGCAUAUUGUGACAUGUACUGAACGUUUGGAAAACCACUGUAAGUUUGCACCACUUUGUUUAUUCACGCAAAAAAAAAAAAAAGAAGAAAGGAAAAAAUGUAUUAGAGGCUAGAAAUCUGCGAUUUUACAUUCUUGAUGGUUUAUGUUUUGUCUUGUUUCUAGUGCCAUGUUCACACUGCAGUUAAAUUUGAUUUACCCCCCACUUAAAGAAGUAACAACCGCAUUUUGAAACCAAGUUAAUGCAUGGGACAUUUAAAAGAAGUGUGAAAAUUUUAAUUCUAUCACCAUUUUCUCACCCUUAAGUUGUUCCAAACCUGUUUGGUUUUCUUUCUUCUGUCAGACAUAAAAGAUAUUAUGAAUAAUGUUGGGAACCAGACAAGUUGCCAAAAGCCAACGACUUACAUCGUAUGGAAAAAAAAAUGGUAUGUAUGUCAAUGGCUACCGUCAACUGUUGGUUACCAAUGGUUUGGUUACCAAUAUUCUUUAAAAUAUGUAUUAUUCGCAAAAAAAUUAUGACAUGCUUAAUUUUAUGGUGAAAUGUCCCUUUAAGUAGCGACAGUUGCAUUUUAUUAAAUCUGUGUCAAAAAUAAUGGCAUCAAUGUCUGCUGUUUAUAACCACAGUCUCUAUAGCGCAACGGUCGCUAAAUAACGGUCAGCCAUUUUGGGUUUACGAAUGACUCGUACACAUACUGAAUGAUAAUUCAGGUGAUUAAUUUCUUAUGUGAUGUUGUGUUUCCAAAACAUUGCAGUGUGAACGUGGCUGUUUUUAUGUGUGUGGAAAGGACUGUUCACUUUAGUUUGAUUCUGGCUGUUAUUCACUUUUGAACUGCACUCUUUGUCUCUCAUGUCCGGUUUUAUUGAGUAACUUAAUCUGUUAAAGUGGUGGUAAUUUCUUUGUGACUGUGUUGCACAUCCUCAACUUCCAGACAUCACAAUCAUCCUCACUCAUUAACAACCAUCGUUUGCCGUUGUUUUGUCUCAUUUCCUAACUCAAAAUUGCCAAAGAGGCUAGCUCAAGAUCCAUUUCACUCAUGCAAUCACAUCCUGUAACGUGAGCUUUGUGUAUUUUUGAAAUGCCUGUCACAUUUUUUAUAUUUCAGAUUUAAUUAGCAGUCCUGUCUGGGCUCUGACAACUUGAUUGGGAUUUUAGAGCAUUCCCAUUUCUGAAUUCCAAUAUAUUUUUCCUUGUGUAGCUGACUCCACCUUUCAAGUUUCCGGACACCAAGGUGUGAAUUGAAGGGGACUCAGGUGAAACUUUAUGUGUGAGUCCAAAUGAGGAAGAAAUUGAGUGAGUAUGCGAGAGAGAAAGAGAAAUAUAUAAUUAGCACUUAAUGGCUGUACCAAACAGACUGUCCAAAGUUGCUCCUAUUGCAAAAAUAAACUUGAAUAAGGACUCAGCCGAUAAAUUGAUUUGCUGGUGAUGUGGAAAUGGAGGUAACAAAUCAUAAUAAAAUAUGAAUCAGCAUGAUAUUCAGUUUAACUGAAUCUCACAAAGCAAUGUCCUAUUUCACCCCAAAACCAAAAUAAGAAUUUUUGCCAAUGCAUCCUGUUUUCAGGACUGUGAAGAUGACAUUAUUAUCUAAACACAUGUUUGCACAAUAAUUAUGCAUUACAUAACUUAGAUGUACACUUACAAUUGUACUCUACAAAUGUACUAUGUUAUCUUAUCUUAAUAUGAUCAUAAAGAUUUUGACCUGUAAUUUGCUUAAUUGUCAUGACAAAUGUAUCAAUGCAUGGUCCUAAAAAUAGGAUUUAUUUGCUUCUCAUUUAGUUUUGGGGUGAAAGGUGAACAUUCCUCAAGUUUUUCAUGAGAUUCACACAUUUAUGUCUUUAAAAAGCAAGCAGAACGUUUGAGUAAUCUCUGGAAAACUGGACUUCUCUUUCCUGAGCACUGUGUGAACAUUGUGCAUUUUAGUGUUCAAUGUUUCCUCUUAAACUGUGGUUUAUUUUCAUAUGGAGAAGGACUUUAUGUGCGACAUUGGCAGAUUGUACCUAAAAAAAAAAAAUUAUGCAAAACAAGAUCUUUUUGGACUCGGUGUAUAUUGUUGAACUGCUUGUUGAAGAUUUGUGGCAUUUAAAACAAAAUGGGUUCAGUUGUGAAUCGGAGAUGGAAACGUUACGGUCGAGAUUAAGUACUUUCAUGUAAAUCAGCAAAAAUAUUUUUACCUGUAUGUGAAGAAUCCAGCUAAAUUGAAAUCAAAUCAGUGGUUGAUGCAAUGAUCUUACUGUGAAAUAGCAAAGAUGUAGCAUACUUAGGCUAUUGAUUUGCCAUAUGAAAACUAAGAGCUGAAUUAAAUGUCACUUUAUGGCCACCUAUCACAAAGCGGUCUAGCAUCACAAUGAGUGUUUUAUUUUUUUUUUUAUGGUUAGCAGGUUCCUUGAUUUAAUGGAAAAGAAAAUGGGCACAUAUAUGCUACAGUGGAAAAAAAUGAUUUACAGAAAAAAGGAAAAAAUGCAAACCCCUCAGGCAACACUUGUCCCUCGCUUUCUCUUUGAAUUCACUUGAAUUUCUUUUGAACUUCACAUAAUUUGAGCGAAUAUUGACAAAGUAUUUAACACCAAUUAGGUUAGUAUCCUCUUUUUCUGAGUUGGGAAGAGUAUGAGGAUGUCAGAAACACUAAGAUCAGGGCAGAUUGCUUGCACUUGACAACACAAGAUAAAACACCACUGUUGGCCUAUGUAGAAGGUAAAGUAACUACAAUUAAAAGAUGUCUAAUAAAUGUACUUUUUGUCCUGAAUGUUCAUACUAUUCUGUAUGUUCAUUCCAUUUACUUAAGGAACAAUCACUAUCUCAAUGCCAUUGAACUAAUAAAUUCAAUAGACUUUU
This is a messenger RNA of Carassius carassius (crucian carp), 7103 nucleotides long. Its product is annotated as ankyrin repeat and SAM domain-containing protein 1A-like. The transcript has 11 exons. The record is from RefSeq and is a predicted model, not a curated record. Gene Ontology annotation, molecular function: protein binding. The coding region runs from base 1614 to 3071 and encodes 485 amino acids. Lineage: Eukaryota; Metazoa; Chordata; Actinopteri; Cypriniformes; Cyprinidae. Gene Ontology annotation, cellular component: cytosol.